Molecule: messenger RNA, 762 nt
Organism: Striga asiatica
Lineage: Eukaryota; Viridiplantae; Streptophyta; Magnoliopsida; Lamiales; Orobanchaceae
Source: the annotation of a GenBank genome assembly
AUGCAGACGAAGCCUAGGGUCUCAACAUCAAAGCCGCAGGUACCACCCGACCUUGCGCACCGGUCGCAUCCCAUCUCCGGCAAGUUGUACGUCAACUUAAUCCCGUACAUCCAGUCCAGUGGACCAACUCCGGCCAGCCCGUCCACGUUGUACACGCUCGAUGUCCAGCGCCAUGAAUCUCAGCGUAUCGUACCUCGUGAAGCAGCACGGCGGCGACGGCGCGGUGGCGUUGGCGAGAACGCGGAAGAGUUUGAAGGAGGUGCAGGCGGUGUAGAGCUCGUCGCACGAGUGGCCGGAGAAGUUGAAGCAGAGGGAUCUGUAGUGGUUGAGCACGGGGGAGUCGGCGGAGCAAUUGACGAGGGCGAAGACGGUGUCCGGCGACGGCGGGAUGGUGGCGGACUGGAUCUCGGUCAGGGAGAAGUCGCGGCGGGGCUGGAGGAUGGAGCAAGAGCCGGAGGGGGUGAGGAAGAAAAGGCCCGCGGCGGAGCAGUUGAGGGCGCGGCGGAACUGGGCAGCGCCGCAGCCGUCGUCGAUGGCAAAGGGAAGCUUCGGCAGAGUACGGCGGCUGCUGGCGAUAUGAAGAGAAGGGCGGCUGCGGCUGCGGCUGCGAGUAUCAUCCACGAAAACCUUCCGGCUAGAUACUCGAAUCAAAUAAACAAAGUCUUUUGCUUCUACCGAGGACGAAUUCGGCGAGUUAUCUCAGCAAAAGAGAAGAAGAGAUUUCUGGUUUGUUGUUUCUCGGUACAAGAGCUCAAGACCUGA